Messenger RNA from Morone saxatilis (striped sea-bass), 3424 nucleotides. It is a transcript of the gene rbpjl, whose product is annotated as recombination signal binding protein for immunoglobulin kappa J region-like. The record is from RefSeq and is a predicted model, not a curated record. Gene Ontology annotation, molecular function: DNA-binding transcription activator activity, RNA polymerase II-specific; RNA polymerase II cis-regulatory region sequence-specific DNA binding. Gene Ontology annotation, cellular component: nucleus. NCBI's taxonomy places the organism in Eukaryota, Metazoa, Chordata, Actinopteri, Moronidae. Gene Ontology annotation, biological process: regulation of transcription by RNA polymerase II.
AUGGCAGGAAAGAUUGUCUCUUUCAAUCUGGUCCUGUCAGAUACGUCGACCAACCAGCCUGGAUACUCGCAGGCAGACAGCGCCCUGUUAUACCCUCCUUCUCAGUCCCCCGACCCGGUCAGCACGUUGACUCACCUGGGGACGCUGCUGGCCGGACACGACGCACCGAGGACCGGCGGAUGGGACAGGAGACUGGACAUGGGGUUUCAAGGCUGUCAGUUACUGGGAUCAACAAGGGAACCAGGAAGAGAAGCUCACGCAGACCAGAGUGUCACCAUCCUGCACGCCAAGGUCGCUCAGAAGUCCUACGGCAACGAGAAAAGGUUCUUCUGCCCCCCGCCUUGUGUUUACAUCAGCGGUCCUGGAUGGAGAGUCAUGCAGGACCAUCUGAAAGAGGCCGGCUAUGGAGACUCUGUAUAUCGAGUGUGUGGCUACAUGUGUCUGGACAGCUCCAGUCAAUCUCAGACCGACACAUUUAAACUGGUCUUUGACCAACAGCCAAACUCCAGGUGGAGGACCAGCGUGCUGACCAAGGGGACUUUGUGCUGAGCGAAGGCUUCAUCUGUUACGGCUGUGUGGUUCAGUUAGUGUGCACUGAGUCUGGAGUUACUCUGCCACCCAUGGUGAUCCGUAAGGUCAACAAGCAGCACGCCAUUUUAGACGUGGACGAGCCGGUUUCUCAGCUCCACAAGUGCGCCUUCCAGUUCAGAGACAACCCAAACGCAUACCUGUGUUUAUCUAAUGACACCAUCAUACAGUACCAGGCCCCAUCCAGUGUCAGAGACCCCAGCAGAGUGGUGCUGAACGACGGAUCCUGUUGGACCAUCAUCGGAGUGGAAGUAGUGGAAUUCAACUUUAAUCAGGGUUUUGCCUGCAUCCAGACACCAGUUACUCCUUUUCCUGUUAUCACUGGGUUAGAGGUGAAUGGCGGAGGACAUGUUGCCAUGCUGGAGAUCCACGGAGAAAACUUCAGCCCUCAUCUCAAAGUCUGGUUUGGAAACAGCGAGACUGAGACGAUGUUCAAGUCUCCCACAUCUCUGCUCUGUGUCGUUCCUGACGUCUCGGUGUUCACUGACGGUUGGCGCUGUUUGCGGCGCAUCAUCACUGUCCCCCUGUCUCUCAUUCGACUGGAUGGCCUGAUUUAUCGCACCUCCUUCAGUUUCACCUACACCCCCGAGCUUCAGCCAGCUCCGCCCGUCCGAGGAGCAGCAGGAGGAGGGAAGAGGGAGGGAACGAUUGAGGGAGGACAGGAGGAAGACAUCCUGUUAGAGACCAUACAUCAGGAGUUCACCAGGGCAAACUUCCACCUCUUCAUGCAGAGUUAGAUCACCUUUUGAUAGUGGUUAGUUGGUUUUGGGUUAAUGCCGAUCGCGUGUCAAUGAACUGUGUGUAGAUUUAAACCCAUUCUGGACCAAGAUAUUCCCUCUUCGUCCUCUUAAUCUAACCUUAAUAUGUUUACUGGAGCAGAACAUUUAAUAGAUAUACUGGAAAGACUAUAUAUACUAAGAUAAUUAUGAAGAAUCCAGUUCACGCCAGUUCAUCCAAACUGUUCAGAUUGUUCUCAAAUCAAACACACAAUCCUCCAAAUAUGGAUUGUAGUUGGGACACAAUGGUGCUGUGUUUUAAUUAUUUUGUGGGUUAUUUUUAUGCCUUGUAUUAUAUAUAAUUGAGAGAUGCAACAAGGGUCCCCAGCCAGACUGUUGCAGUCCACUUUUGGCUUAACCUCCUCUUGUGGAUGAGUCUUGACCCAUAAGCACUUGACGGUGCUACUUUUAUUUUGAAAAUGAUAUUCUUAUGCUACUUAUUUACAUUAGUGAAAGUGUGUUCGGUCCCUUCCCGGUCUUCCACUAGAGAUUUUCACAGCAGUAUAACAAUAUCACCGUUAACUGUAUUAAUACUAAGUGUUGAAUGUGAACAUAAAUCAAUAAAUUAAUAUUAUUGGACAUUUUAGGAAACAGGGCUCCUUGGUCCUUGCUUGUGCAGCACUCGUGUGACACAUUUGCUCUGUCUGUGGAGUAUGCGUGACGAUUCAUGAACAUACCCGAACCAAUAUUUAUUUUAUGCCUAAAUCUAACCAAACCUUUCCCACAGUAGUGUGGCUGUUGAAAUUUCACAAAUACUUACACUUGUUCAAAUACAGAUGAAAAGAAAACUUGUACCAUAUACCUGAUUACUUUAUGGUUGCGUGAGCAGGUACGUUUCCAACAAAUGGCAGCUUCCAAGCUGAACUGAACAUUAUUGGACGGCUAGACAGUAAGAAAAUAAAGAAAUAAUGAAAAAAUAAGUUAAAAAAAAAUGAACAAAGGUGAGAUGGACUGAUGUGUUGAAGAAAUUAAAAACUGCAGGAAAACUUUGAAGCCUAUUACAAGGAUAAAUCAUAAAACAACAGAAGUGGAUCUGAUCCCACCAACUUCCUGGUUUACAUAAGCAUUUAACUGCAGACACUGACUCAUCUCCAUAUCCAGUGAGAGGCUGCUCUGACCUCUGUGGCAGACGAGCAAAAAGAGACUUUCCCUAGAGACAGCUGUGAAGUAAUUAAUAUUAUCUGUUGCCAUCGGUAAGACAUUGGGUUUAAACACAGCAAACGCCCUAAAUGAUUCUGAUCUCUGUGGCACCAGAGAAACAUCCAUACGAUGCAUUCAGUGUCACCGAGAGGCAAUAAAACGGUCAAGAGUGGAAAAUGAACAGUGACUGCCUCAAAGAAGAAACAGAGAGCUAUAGAAAGCUGUAGCAUGAUCGCCGGCGUGAAAGCAUUGGGAAGAAGGAUGUUUUUUCUGGAGAAUGGACACGCGAGCCGAAGUUAGAGUGUUAUGAGAGAAAGCAGCAAUGAAACACUGUCUGCUUCCCUUUUGAUCCUUUGAGAGGCAACGUUCAACCCAAUAUUCUGUGAGAAGAUGUAAGCUGAAGUGUAAUGUGAGUGUGAUUAGUGUGUGUGUGUGUGUGUGUGUGUGUGUGUGUGUGAAUGGCACUUUGUUUCUCAACUGUAACUGUAAUAAUUCAUGUGGGUUUACUCCCACAGGAUCUUUCUGAAUGUUUUCAAUUACUUUACCAUCAGAGCUUUGAUGAGUUAUGUAAGAGACCCAAUACCUUUUUAGUUCAGUUUUGGUAAAAUGAUAAAAGUUUAUGGUACAUCAAAAAACUUAGACCUAAUCAAUCAUUGCUUGUGAGAAAAAGCUAUGUAAUUCAAUGAAUUUUCUAAUCACUUCAACCUUAAAAAUCAACUACUAAAGCCACAUUUUACCUUAUUUUUGUAACUAUUUACAACACUUAACAGACAUUUCUGACAUUGUUUCAAAAGAAUACGGAACAAGUUGUUACAUUCAGUGAAACAGUACAACUAAAACAUGUCUGCAUUAAAUUGUCCAAAAACACUAGACCUAUGCUAUAUAUUUUGUUGAGUUGUGUACUUCUAUUCAUUUCAUGA